This is a messenger RNA of Andrographis paniculata, 1741 nucleotides long. Its product is annotated as transcription factor-like protein DPB. Bases 349 to 1434 code for a protein of 361 amino acids. NCBI's taxonomy places the organism in Eukaryota, Viridiplantae, Streptophyta, Magnoliopsida, Lamiales, Acanthaceae. Gene Ontology annotation, molecular function: DNA-binding transcription factor activity, RNA polymerase II-specific; RNA polymerase II transcription regulatory region sequence-specific DNA binding. Gene Ontology annotation, cellular component: transcription regulator complex; nucleus. Gene Ontology annotation, biological process: regulation of cell cycle; regulation of transcription by RNA polymerase II. The transcript has 10 exons. The record is from RefSeq and is a predicted model, not a curated record.
AUUCUUUGCUUGGCAGGGUUUCUCAUCGUCGUCCCUUACUUCUUUCGAUAAUUUUUUCCCGCAGAUCAAAGCACACACCACUACCCUUCAAUUUCUUCUCCCUCUGUUUUUCCACUCACAAAAUUCUACCAAAUGCGCUGUUAAUCGAAGGGUGGAAUACACAAUGGCAUUGCACUAGUGUUGGGGGAGUGUCUGUGGUUCACACCCGUUUGUUCCCAUCACUCGUUUGUCGAAUCCGACGGUUACAAACCCUUAUUUUCAUUUCUUUUGGAUCGUGGAUUUGCCUCAAGGAACGUGAUUUAUUGCGGAGGAGUCGUGGUGAAUUGUCUGGGUUGGGCCGAGUUUCGGAUGAUGAAUCAUAGUAACAGGAACAGUAGCAAUCAAGAAAGUUGUGAUAUGAACCAAUCGAUUAUGUUUAUGGGCGGUGGCGGAGGAGCCACCAGGUCAUGGGGCAUCACUGUUUCUGGUCAGUCUUUGUCGACGAGCGGUAGCGUCGGAUCGCCCUCCUCCCGAAGUGAGGCUGCCAUGGCGACUGCUGCAACUGACGGUGCAUUGGGCCUGAUGAGCUGUCAUGACAGCCAAGGGGAUGACGCACGAUCGCAAGGGACUGCUGGCAACAGGAAGAAAAAGAGGGGCCAACGUGCAGUUGGAGGUGACAAGAGUGGCAGAGGGCUUCGUCAAUUUAGCAUGAAAGUGUGUGAGAAAGUGGAAAGCAAAGGGAGGACUACAUAUAAUGAGGUGGCCGAUGAACUUGUUGCUGAGUUUGCAGAUUCCAACGACAGUCUGGCAUCUCCUGAUCAGAAACUAUACGAUGAAAAAAACAUACGCCGGAGAGUAUAUGAUGCUUUAAAUGUGCUUAUGGCGAUGGAUAUAAUAUCAAAAGAUAAGAAGGAAAUACAAUGGAAAGGUCUACCUCGAACUACCUUGAAUGACAUUGAAGAACUGAAGGCGGAACGGCUCACACUUCAAAAUCGUAUUGAUAAGAAAGCAGCCUAUUUGGAAGAACUCCGGGAACACCAUAUUGGUCUUCGAAACCUCAUUCGGCGCAAUAAGCAAAUAUACAGGUCGGGAAAUGCUCCAACCGGCGGCGUUUCAUUCCCAUUUAUUAUGAUCCAGACUCGUCCUCAUGCCACAGUGGAACUUGAAAUAUCCGAAGACAUGCAGCUGGUACAUUUUGAUUUCAACAGCACUCCCUUCGAGCUACAUGAUGACUACUAUGUUCUCAAAGCCAUGAAUUUCUGCAAAGAUACACAGUCUGACAGCAAAAAUAAUUACAUUCCCUCAGAUGGAGGCGAAAUGUCGAUUGUGAACAUUCCUGCGCCCCAAUCUCAAGUAGCGCCUCGCUAUCUGUCAAACCCGAACAAAUUUGGUAUGCCUCUCGCCUCUCCCCCACUUCCCGGGAUAAUAAAAUCGCGAGUCAAGUACGAGCAUUAGGCCUAUUCCAGUUCCCUAUUAUUCUUCGACAAUUCACUCGUUGCAUCGAUAUGGCUCUUCGUUUGUACAUGGUGUAAUAUGUGAAUAUGGGACGAUGGAAUUUCUUAUGAUGAUAUAUUUUGUCACACCGUUGGUUAUAAGAUCCUCUUUAAUGUUUGCUACGACGACAGUUGAGGGGGUGAGUAGAAGUCUUAUAGAUCAUCUUCCUCUUCAUAAUUGUACAAGAUUGACUGUAACCAUUUUUUGAUUGCUGAAUAUGUUUGAAUCUAUAUUACAAUAUAGGAGUAGUUGCUAUUUCAAUCACAAA